This is a messenger RNA of Anisakis simplex (herring worm), 309 nucleotides long. Lineage: Eukaryota; Metazoa; Nematoda; Chromadorea; Rhabditida; Anisakidae. The record is from the annotation of a GenBank genome assembly.
AUGAACUCCGAUGUUGUAACUGGUCAAUCGACUCCGACGCAAGUAUCGUUCUCAUCGAACACGUUGCUCGCAAAUCUGGCUGUUGAUGUAAUGCUAAUAUCGGUACCGAACGCAAAUAUCACUCAAAAUCGUUUCGAGGAUGUGCAAGCACAAUGUGAACUAAAAACGGGCUUCAAAAUGGGCAGUGCCCUAAUCUCAGCACCGAAUAAUUUUUGGGGUACCGACAAAGAGAUUGAGGUCAAAACAGUUAUCAAUUUUUUUGUUCCAGAACUAAAAACAGCAUUCACGUUUCGAGACUGUACUUUAUAG